This is a messenger RNA of Anopheles aquasalis, 6363 nucleotides long. RefSeq names its product Toll-like receptor Tollo (gene Tollo). Gene Ontology annotation, cellular component: extracellular matrix. Gene Ontology annotation, molecular function: protein binding. Lineage: Eukaryota; Metazoa; Arthropoda; Insecta; Diptera; Culicidae. Gene Ontology annotation, biological process: signal transduction. The record is from RefSeq and is a predicted model, not a curated record.
GACAUUCCAGGAACAAACGUCGUGGAUACAUGGUUGCAAAACUACUGCAGUACAUAUAAUGGUGCAAGAAGUUCGACUAAAUCGUCUAUUUGGUUCAAUGUGCAAGACAGUAUUCUCCAGAGAGGUUGAUUUCAAUCGAGAUCAUGUAGAAGCACUCGAGUGUCUCAAUACCGACAGUAGUGUAGCGAAAUUUUUGCUGAAUUAUAUGAGAAGCUUUACAUAAAUAUUAUAACAGUGUACGUUGUGAAAGUGAUUGUUUAUUGCAAUGAAUGUUGAUAUAAACCAUAUCGAUGAGAUCAUUCUUGGCGAAGGUAGUGAUGAACAUCAAAUAAAACCUGUUUACCAAUCCCUGGCUGCGUUUUGUGUAGCGAUUCGUUAACUAAAAGAAUGCAGUUUACAGCAGCAUUUUUUAUACAUAAAUGUGUAUGAGAGUGUAACGGAGGCGGAUCAAAGUGAUUGCAGUGCAGUGUAUGUUUCCAAACGCAUAUGCUUGUGAAUAUUGAGUACUUAUGUAUGUGAUUCGUGUGAUGAGUGUUGAUGUUCGUUGUAUUCAAGAUGCGACUUUCAUCGGCCGUGCUUAUAGUGUCAUGUGGAUUUGUAUAUGGGAUGUUUGGAGCGUCACUAAGCAAGUCUUUACUAAAUCCGGCACCAGACGAAUGCAGUUGGACAAAUACCGAAGACGAUAACCCGACACUCGUUUGCCGCAUAAGGACUAUAAAUAGUGAGCUAGAAAAUACAAACUUCAGCAUAAUACAUCCAGAAAACACCAAAAGACUGAUACUACAGUGCAAUGAUGGACUGUUUUUUCAAAGCAACCUUAGUCCUGGCAGCUUCAGGCAGCUUAGUGAUUUACAGUCGCUGUCUAUCGAAUACUGCAAGCUAGCAAAUUUAAGUGAUGGUGCUUUUCGAGGUCUAAAGAAGUUGACAAACUUAACGUUGCGAACAUAUAAUACCGAGUGGACUUCAGUUAGUUUGGAAAUUGCUCCAAAGGCAUUUAAUAGUGAAAUUUCAAAGUUGAAAAGGUUGGAUCUUAGUGUGAACAACAUUCGGAGUGUACCAGAUGGUGUUAUUUGUCCGUUAGUCAAAUUAGAAUAUCUGAAUCUGACCCAAAAUCGAUUGCGCGACCUCACUCGCUUUCACUUUAGUGCUUCAUUGAGCACACGACUCUCAAAGAAAUGUGGCAAUUCUAUAAUCAUGCUGGAUUUUUCGCAAAACAACAUCGACAAUCUACCACCAGCUAUUUUUUCUGGCCUUGGUAAGCUUUCUGAUUUGCGACUGCAAAGCAACGGACUCAACUUCAUCGCCGAUCGUGCUCUGGAGGGUUUAGUGUCACUAUCGCGAUUGGACAUUUCACAGAAUAGAAUAACCAACUUGCCUCCGGAACUGUUUUCUGAAGCUAAGCACAUAGAAGAAAUUUAUCUGCAAAAUAACAGUCUGAACGUGCUGGCACCUGGAAUAUUCACCGAUUUGCAACAACUACAAAUAUUGGAUCUUUCCAACAAUGAACUUACAUCAGAGUGGAUCAACCCUUCAACGUUCAAAGGGCUGCUACGGCUAAUAUUGCUGGACUUGUCCAACAAUAAACUAUCAAAAGUGGAGCCAACCAUUUUUCGUGAUUUAAGCAACAUGCAGGUCCUACGGUUGCAGAACAAUUUCAUCGAAACCAUCGCAAUAAAUACCUUCCAGGGGCUAACUGCAUUACACACCCUCGUUCUGUCGCAUAACCGCAUAUCCGCUAUAGACCACUUUACGUUGGCUGGGCUAGAAAGUUUGGCUCUGCUAUCCUUGGACUACAACAGAAUCAAUCGGAUCGAUCGUCAAGCAUUUAGAAACCAGUCUCACCUGCAGGAGCUGCACCUGAACGAUAAUAAACUGCUACAAGUUCCAGAUGCGCUAUACGAUGUCCCGCUGCUACGCACACUUGAUUUAGGAGAAAAUCAUAUCAGUAACAUAGACCAUGCUAGCUUUCGACAAAUGGAACAUUUGUACGGAUUAAGAUUAACAGAAAACAACAUCGAGAUUAUUCGACGCGGCACACUAGACGCUAUGAAAUCACUACACAUCUUAAAUGUAUCGCAAAAUAGAUUGAAAACCGUGGAGCAAUCUUGUUUCGACAAUAACACAAAGUUGCAGGCAAUUCGACUCGACGGAAAUUAUCUGACUGAUAUUGCUGGCUUGUUUACAAAGCUACCAAAUCUGCUGUGGCUCAACAUAAGUGACAACCAUUUAGAAGUUUUUGAUUAUGCACUUAUUCCUACCGGACUGCAGUGGUUAGAUAUUCAUUCAAACAAAAUAAGUGAACUUGGUAAUUAUUUUGAGAUUGAGUCGCAGCUGUCCCUUAGUACUAUUGAUGCCAGUUCAAAUCAGCUUACAGAAAUAACCGGUAGUGCCAUUCCAAAUAGUGUGGAGCUGUUGUAUUUGAAUGAUAAUCUUAUUUCGAAAGUGCAGUCGUACACAUUUUUCAAAAAGCCAAACUUGACUCGAGUUGACCUCUUCGGCAACAAAAUCACGACGCUGGAUCCUAACUCGUUACGAAUAUCAGCCGUUUCGGAGGAGCGUGCAUUGCCUGAAUUUUACAUAGGUGGUAAUCCGUAUCAAUGUGACUGCAACCUUAAUUGGCUACAAAAUAAUAACGUUGAAUCACGAACUCAACCAAAGCUGAUGGAUUUAGACAGCAUAUACUGCAAGCUGCUAUACAACCGUGGUCGAACGUAUGUGCCACUAGUCGAGGCUAUGCCAAAUCAAUUUCUGUGUAAAUAUGAAACUCAUUGCUUUGCUCUUUGUCAUUGUUGUGAUUUUUAUGCGUGCGACUGUAAAAUGGAAUGUCCCAAUCAAUGCACAUGCUAUCAUGAUCAAAGCUGGACCUCCAAUGUAGUUGACUGCUCACGGGCUGGAUAUUAUGAGCAGCUUCCUGAUCAAAUGCCCAUGGACUCAACACAAAUUUAUCUUGACGGAAACAAUUUCAAAGUACUCAAUAGCCACGCAUUUCUUGGUCGAAAACGAUUAAAAAUUCUCUUCUUGAAUAAUUCCAAUAUCGAGCUAAUAAGCAACAGAACUUUCUACGGGCUACAAUCGCUAGAAAUUUUGCAACUAGACCAUAACCUUAUUAGCAAUUUAAACGGCUUCGAAUUCAUUGGACUCAGUCAACUUAAGGAGUUAUUGUUGCAUCACAACCGAAUAUCCUUUGUUGGGAAUCACUCAUUCGAAAUGUUGCAUAGCCUAAAGAUCCUCCGGCUCGAUCAUAACCGUAUUGUGGAGUUCAAUAACUGGUUCUUGCCAAGUCAGAUGAACGAAAUACGACUUGCCGAGAAUCCUUGGUCUUGCCAGUGUGGCUUUGUUGAGUGGUUCCAUGAUUAUUUAAAUAGAAACGAGAUCAUCACGGAUCGUCAAGAGAUCAAAUGUUCGCCAAUAACAACGCGUCGAGAGGAAUCAUUAACAAAUAAUACGAACGGCGACGAUGUUAACAAUAUUGACUCACCUUCAAACAACUUGGCAAGUGAUAAUGCCGAAGGGUUUCUUAUAUACCCUGACAAUAGUACCUCUCUGUGUAUCACUACAUUACCAUUGGAAAAUUUGAUAGACAGCAAUCUUGCUUCUAAGAAAACGGUUUUAACUGGGCAACCAAUAGAAGGAUACAUUCCCUAUCUCGUAGCUACAUUGGUUGGGUUUUGCGUGGUAAUCGUCUUAACGCUAGUUUUGUUCGUAUUUCGACAGGAUAUGCGUGUAUGGUUUCACUCUAAGUUUGGAGUACGAUUAUUUUAUCACAACGCUGAUAUAGAUAAGCAAGAGCGCGACAAGUUAUUUGAUGCAUUCGUUUCAUAUAGCUCGAAGGAUGAAUCGUUUGUUGCAGAAGAGCUCGCACCGAUGCUAGAAAACGGAGAUCCAUCGUACAAACUAUGUCUACAUUAUCGAGAUUUUCCUGUGGGUGCGUAUAUCGCUGACACAAUCUUGCAGGCUGUAGAAUCAUCAAGGCGCACGAUAAUGGUGCUUUCAGAGAAUUUCAUUAAGUCUGAGUGGUGUCGGUUUGAGUUCAAAUCGGCCCAUCAUCAGGUGCUUCGCGAUCGCCGCCGACGUUUAAUAGUAAUUUUGCUAGGAGAAGUACCACAAAAGGAUUUGGAUCCCGACAUUCGGUUGUAUCUGAAAACGAACACCUACCUUCAAUGGGGUGAUAAACUUUUUUGGGAAAAGCUACGAUUCGCUCUUCCUGAUGUUCCAAACAACCAACGACAAAGACCACAGCAAAAUAUACCCCUGACGCAUACAAAUCUUCGAAACAGCUAUCGUCUUAGUAGGAUACCCAAUAAUCGUUCAAAUAACUUGAUGAUCAACCAACAACAGCUACAGUACGAUACAAGACCACCAACAGUUACGACGGAUCAUAGUUCUCCUCCUUUGCAACCGCAAUCGCCUGUUGCAAUGCCUUUAAACUGCAUUGGAAUGCAGCCACAGUCGCGACAAAGUCAGUACAAGCAAUCAUCUUCACAACAGCAUCAGUCUCAGCAUGCGGCCACAGCACAGACGCAGUUGGUAGCUUCGAAUUCUGCCAGUCCUUCCCCAAGAACAAUUGGUGUACAUAUAUAAAUGAAAAAUUUCGCUUUUCCCAACGAUUUUAAGAAACGUCCAAAAUUUCAUCGGACUGUUGACGGAAUAUGAUGCUAAAGUAUGUGUAACAAAUCGAAAUUGUGCAAUACUAAUAGCAUAGUUUGUAAACUCUACUUUGGAACUCUAAACGGCCUUAAAGCAAGUAAUGUUUAGUUCGUAUCGAACUUAGUGAUGGUGUUUAGCUAACUAUGCAUACAUUAAAAAAAAGAGUACUCGAUAAUGUAGGAAAACGAGUUGAAUGAACAAUGAUAACGCCUUUAUGAUUAUGAAUCCUAGCCAAUGCAUGUUUAAUCUAGAUAAUUAAUAAGACACCACCUUUGUGAUUUGUGAAAACAUAGACAUAACAUGCACUAUUCUGGUUGUAAAGGAUCUUUAAAGGUUUGUUUGUUUUUAUUUAAGUCGAUUAUCAGAAUGAAACGAUGAGAAUAUAGGUAUGAAUAGCAAUGGACUGAAACAGAGAACUUUUCUACUAAUAAUUUCAAUUCUAUUCUAUAAGCUGUAAUAAAAAUAACAGUAUCAAAACCAGUGACAUGUUUUUAAACCGUCAGAAAGGAAAAAGUUCUAAAAAUGAAGUAUGCUAAAGAAAGCUAAAAGUUUAAUUCCAACUCUUACUACAAUGACAAUGUUGUUACGAUUAUUAGUAUUUUAGUAUAGUUAGUUAUUAUCUAAAGUAGAAAAUAAUGCUGCAGAAAAGAAAUAUUUUUAUGAUUGCUUGAAAGCGGUGGUCUUACAGAUUUCAAAAAUUAAAUUGAAUAGAAGCUGCUAAUAAAUGACGAAAAAUAAAACUAAAAUAACUUAAAAUAUUGCGACGAAAAACUAGUUCCUUAAGUAUCUGUUUUUUAUCCCAUUAAAAUAUAGUAAGUGAUCGAAAUUGAGCAAUGAUAUUAUGUAAAAUGUUGGUUCGAGAAACCUUCUAGUCAAUGAUAGGUAUGACGCCGAAUACUUACUAAACUCAUGUGGAAAUAUAUUGUCAAUCCCAAUAAAAGGAGGCGAAAACCAUGCACUAAAAGCAUGAAAGAGGUGUCUGAUGCAAGAUAGACAUAAACUCGCAUGAAUAGUAUGAGGUUAAAGUGCUCUUGCUAUGCUUGUUACAUUAAAACAUAUAUUCAAAAUCUGGUAACGAAGUUGACUUGUUCUCGACGGUUUAAGGUGAUGAGCACAGUGCGCAACAUGUGUGUAAAUAAAGAAUGUUCAUGUUAUGAAUAUGAGCAUACAUAAACCAGUGUAACUGUUAUAAAUGGACAUUUAAGGCAGACCACAUUUACAUGAUAAUAUGGUGACUCGCAUUAAUAUAAAGAAAGAAUAGCAAAGUGUUAGCAAAUUUAAGGAAGACUGAUUCAACUUGCUAGGUAAUGCAAGCACUCAUCAAACAUUCCGCAAACAAAAAAACAAUCAUUCGUUUCAUACUCCUUCAUUCAUCGCUCCUACUUAGCUAACUGUUUCGUGUUCGUCCGGCAAUUCCAGUGAAUUCAAUCUCAUAUUGGUAUGCGGGCCGCAGUGAAUAGUAAAAUGCACCAGUAUGCAGUGAUUGUUGAAAUGUCGAGAUGAUUUUCUCAUUUAAUUUUACAAAUACUACUGUCGUUGCUGUUAAAUCGUCAAGCACAACAAACAUAAAUUACAAUUACAAACAACACACAAUUAAUGACCAAGCGCAACAUCUAGGUUAUUGAAACUGAAUUAAAUACCCAACAUAAUUUAGCCGGCUGCGGUAUUGAGACCCUUGUUUUAAACACUUCCGAUCCCUUGUUCAUCGUAUAAUGU